AUGUCGGAAGGGGCCGAUUCCCAGCCGGUGGCUUUGGGGGCGUCCCGGGUCGAACUGCGAGUCUCCUGCUGGAGCCUGCCAGCGAGAGAAGCCCACGUUAAACCUGAUCCGUGUCUGGUUAUCCAGCUGCUCAGCGAUGGACAGUGGAACGAGGUGGGGCGUUCGGAAGUCCUGCAUGGCUCCCGGAACCCGGUUUUCGCCCAUGUCUUUGCCCUGGAUUACUUCUUUGAGGAGAUGCAAAAUUUGAAAUUCGAGGUCUUUGAUGCCAACGGAGAAAGUGAUUCCGACCUGGGCUGUGAGUCUGGACCGCUGGUGGGCAUCAUCGAAUGCACCCUGGGGCAGAUUGUCUCCCAAACCAAGGUCACCAAGGAACUCCUGUUGCCAAACGGAGAGAUUUUGGAGAAUUCAACCAUCACGAUCGAAGCGGAAGAGGUCUCCCGAACCAACGAAUUCGUACAACUGGAAUUUUGUGGCCAAGAACUGGAUGAUAAGGAUUUCUUCAGCAAAUCUGAUCCUUUCCUGGAAAUAUAUAAAGUUAGCGUUGGCGAGUCGGAGACUUUGGUUUGGAGGACAGAGGUGGUGAAGAAUAAUCUCAGUCCUCAGUGGCAACCGUUCCGGAUUUCUUUGCAAUCGUUGUGCAGUUGUGAUCCCGACCGGCCGAUACGGUGUGUGGUUUACGACCAUGACUCCAGCGGGAAGCACGAUUACAUCGGGGAGUUCAGCACAAGUUUUCAAGAGAUGUUGCAGGCGUCCUCCGGCCAAGAGGUGAAAUGGGAUUGCAUUAACCACAAGUAUCAAGAAAAGAAG
This is a messenger RNA of Thamnophis elegans (Western terrestrial garter snake), 807 nucleotides long. It is a transcript of the gene CPNE6, whose product is annotated as copine 6. Lineage: Eukaryota; Metazoa; Chordata; Lepidosauria; Squamata; Natricidae. Gene Ontology annotation, cellular component: plasma membrane. The annotation marks the transcript as partial. The transcript has 8 exons. Gene Ontology annotation, molecular function: calcium-dependent phospholipid binding. The record is from RefSeq and is a predicted model, not a curated record. Gene Ontology annotation, biological process: cellular response to calcium ion.